Messenger RNA from Plasmopara halstedii, 3213 nucleotides. Its product is annotated as nardilysin-like protein. The record is from RefSeq and is a predicted model, not a curated record. The coding region runs from base 1 to 3213 and encodes 1070 amino acids. The transcript has a single exon. Gene Ontology annotation, biological process: proteolysis. NCBI's taxonomy places the organism in Eukaryota, Oomycota, Peronosporomycetes, Peronosporales, Peronosporaceae. Gene Ontology annotation, molecular function: metalloendopeptidase activity; metal ion binding.
AUGGACAAAAAGAGCUACCGUCUUCUGACUUUACGAAAUGGACUGGAAGUUCUGCUCAUCCAAAGCGAUGAUGGAUCAGUCUCUCAAUCCACUCUCCGUCCCAAAACUGAUCUCAUUGAUCACUUUAGUACUAGCAUGUCAGAAGACAUCGAACCUGUCAGUAUGGAGGAAGAAAAUAUAGGAAUGGACAAAAAAGCUUCAGCACAAGCAGCGGUAUGCCUGACUGUUAGUGUGGGUAGUCUGUCUGAUCCGAAAGAGUUACCGGGACUAGCGCACUUUUUAGAACACAUGGUGUUUUUGGGCAGCGAAACUUAUCCAGAAGAGGCCGCAUUCGAAGCCUACCUUGAUGCACACGGAGGUUCUUGCAAUGGGGCUACAGAGUGUGAAUCGACAAGAUUUGAAUUUGAUGUAGAUUCCGCCUAUUUAUUACCAGCACUGCACAUGUUUGCGAGUCUUAUUGUAGCUCCAUUAUUGCAACAUGAAGCUAUGGAGCGUGAGCUUAAAGCUAUUGAGUCUGAAUUUCAGCGGGUGCGAAACAGCAAUGUCGUCCGUUUGCAGCAAGUAAUGUGCUCGACGAGUAUUCAAGAACACCCUUUUUCACACUGCUUUACGUGGGGCAAUUUGGAAAGCCUUAAGCAUAGUCCAGAACGCAAUGGUGUCAAUGUUCGUGAGCACAUGUUGCAUCUUCAUAAAAGUCACUACGUGGCGCCAUACAUGAAAGUUUGUGUGUAUGGAACCGACUCACUAGACGUGUUACAACAGUUUGUCACACAAAUUUUCAGCAGCAUUCCAUGCCGUCGAGAUGAUUAUGAUAAGCCAUCAACAGAAAAGCUGGGAGUAACAUAUGGAGGCUGGGCCGAUCAAAAGCCGAUGCUAUUACGCGUUGUUCCAGUAGACGAAAAGUGCACCUUACAAUUAUAUUGGAUGCUUUCUCCAAUGAUGCAGAAUUAUCGACAAAAGCCUUGGCUUUACGUAGGCUGUUUAUUAGAGCACGGAGGUCCAAGUUCGAUAUCAUCGAUUUUAAAGCGAAAACAGUGGGCUACUGAUGUCAUCGCUGGCACUUCUGAUCAAGAUGGUUAUGAGUUUGGGUCUUUUGGAACGGUCUUUGAAAUUAGAGUGUCUCUAACCGACCGUGGCCUGGCUUGCUGGGAACAGAUUGCUCAAGUUAUUUUUGAUACGCUUCAUUUAUUUUCAGAUAUGGCAGCAAAUGGUAAAUUGCCUUCAUGGUUGUUUGAAGAGCUUCGUCUGUCUCGCGAAAUAGAGUUUCAAUUUCAAGAAGAUGACAAGGAACCCAUAGUACUUUGUCGUGAGCUAAGCAAAAGAAUGAUCUCUCACCUCAACAUUCAGCAAUGUUGCAAUGGGGAUCUGCUGCGUUAUGAAUUAAUACAAGGCGAAUUCGACACGGGUUCUGUGUGCGACCUGCUUACUAGUCUUACAGCUAAUAGUGUCCGCGUCGUCUUGAUGGCUCCUUCUUUUGCGAAAACACUCGAUGUGGAGGCACUUCAAACUGAAAGGUGGUUUGGAAUCAAGCACACUAUUGAAUCUAUUCGUGAUGCUAGUAUUGAAGCUUGGACUCGGAGCUCGAUACAGUCAAUAGAGCUGUUGCCACUACCAGCUCCAAAUCCUUUUAUGCCUCGGAGCUUUUACAUAUUGCCUGUUGAUCCAAGUAUUCACGCUAGUAUCGACAUUCCUCCAAAGUUAAUUGUUUCAACUUCAUCGACACAGCUCUGGUACAAAGGCAAUCAAACAUUUAUGGUGCCUAAGGCAUGUGUCAGCGUUCUCAUAACGCCACCUGUAUCAACGGCAACGAGUCAAAUGUUUAUUGAGCUACACUUAAAAUUGGUAAAACACCGCUUGCAGCAGAUUCUAGAACAUGCCUACAAUGCAACAUUUGAGGUUGAUUUAAGUGUCCGAGACGAAGCUAUUGAAGCCGUAUUUGCCGGAUUUAGCGACACUUUGCCGGAUCUUGUUCGUGCCGUGAUGCAAGAAGUUUUGUGUCCAUUUAAGGCUUUUGAGAAUGCGUCAGAAUUGACGCUUGUGCAAGGUGAACUUGAACGUGGUUACCGCAAGGAUGUAUUAUCCCCAAAAGCAAAAGCUAGCGAAAUACGUUUACAUAUGCUGGAGAAACGAGUCGUGACCACUGAAGACAAAUUAAAGGCGCUUCAAGAUAGAAAUGGCCAUGUAAUGGACCUUGCAGCAGAUCUUACACGUUUUCUUACGGAAAGUUUGUUGGGAUGCAUCGAUGGCAAAGCGGCAAUGCGGUGCCUCAUUAUCGGCAACAUGAGUCGCGAUGCUGCUAUUGAACUCGUGGAAGAUAUUCAGACUCUUCUAACGAGGAGGUCGACUGCCGUGAUACAAAGUGAGCCAGAACCGGAGCUUGGAACUGAAUUUCCAAUCGUAUCACGGAGAUACCAUACGAUCGCGCUACCAUUAACAGCCAAUGGACUUUUAAUACGUCGCGAAAGCCGAAGCGCCGGGGAACGAAAUUCUGUGGUUGAAGUAUAUUUCCAGAUUGGCAAGGUUUGUAUAGUAGACAGAGCGUACGCACUCUUAUUGCGAACUCUAUUGGCGCAACCACUUUAUAGUGAAAUGCGGACAAAACAACAAUUAGGAUAUCUGGCGACCUGCAUUUUUCGAGACACGCACGACGUGCUUGGGCUAAGUUUGAUUGUGCAGUCCGCUUCUCAUGCUGCUGGGGCCUUGGCAUUAAGGCUUGAUAAAUUUUUACACAAGGACUUUCCGCGCAAUUAUCUAGAGUCAGAAAAACAUCUCUCGCCGAAAAGCUUUGCAAGUUACGUACAGAGUCUCCAACGACUUUAUGCACGAUUUGAUUUGACGCUUGCCGAGCAAAGUGAGCGAUACUGGGAAGAAAUUGCUACUGGGCGUUUGAAAUUUGAUUUGGAUGCACAAGUUGCAAAUGCUUUGGCAAAUUGUACGCGUGAAGGUCUUCUCGCGAGGUAUCAAUGCUGGCUUCAAGGGAGUAGUAGCUGUUACGAUACAUGUCCAGUUUUCCUUCACGAAAAGUGCAAAACUCAGCACCACACAAAUAGAAGCCAUGGAUCACGAAAACUUCGAGUGCAUAUUGUAGGCCAAAGCAGUCCCAUUAAGCCAUUUGAACAGCUUGUUUCUCCUGCAAUGACCCCUUUGAUCAUAGCAAACGACAUGUUUGAAUUCAAACGCUCGCUAAAGUGCCAUUGCCACAAAGAUCCUUGA